ACGCGUUUGCUUAUCGCGUGGUGCUUUGCGAUGCAUUCGAGAUCGCAAAUUACGCUCGUGUGAUCGAUACCACGGAAAAGAUCGGCACCACUGGAACCACGAGUGGCUCGAUCGAGAGCUCCAGGGAAUCAUGAAGACGGAAGUGGAAGAGAUGACGAACGACAGCGUCUGCGACGGCACCGGUCCGAAUCUCGCUGCUCCUGAAACCACCGGCGGUCUGAUAGGACCGGAAAUGUCCCCGAGCGUGAUGGAGUGUGGCGGCUGCGGGGAACGUGUCCGGGAGCGUACAGUUCUCUGCGUCGGUGGACGAACUUGGCACUCGAGGUGUCUGAGAUGCUGUGCAUGUGCCAGACCGUUGCACGAUCAACACUCUUGCUUCCUGAAGGGAAUGCGGCUCUACUGCAGGCACGAUUACGCUCUGACAUUUGGCGCAAAGUGUGCGAAAUGUGGGCGAAGCGUGGGUGCUGGGGAUUGGGUGAGGAGAGCCAGAGAGAGGGUUUAUCACUUGGCUUGCUUUGCCUGCGACGCCUGUUCCCGUCAGCUAUCCACGGGGGAGCAAUUCGCCCUGCUGGACGCCAGGUUACUCUGCAAGGCUCACUAUCUAGACGUCGUCGAAGGCAACAACACUUCUUCCGAUGAAGGCGGUGACUCCGAGAGCGGCCACAAAAGCGGUAACAAGGCGAAGAGAGUGCGAACGACGUUCACGGAGGAACAGCUAUCCGUUCUUCAAGCGAACUUCCAGCUGGACAGCAACCCGGACGGUCAAGAUCUCGAGAGGAUAGCGCAUGUCACGGGGCUCAGCAAAAGAGUUACGCAGGUUUGGUUCCAGAAUUCUAGGGCGAGGCAGAAGAAGCAUCUGCACACGGGCAAAAUGAAAGGGCAACAUGUUCAUCAAUCACCUCCGAAUUCUAACGCGUCUACGGGUGAUUUCGGUCGGCACAUCAAUUUACAUCUGACCUAUUCCUUUCAACAUCAACAGCACCACCAUCACAGCCAUCAGCAGCCGCAGCUCAGUCCAGCUACGUGCAAGAGUCCCACACCUUCGAUUUAUCAUAAUCACGGCUCGGAACAAUCGAUGGACGAACUCUCGCAGGAUUCGAUGAUGUUGUCGAUGCCGAACGAGGUUUAA
Molecule: messenger RNA, 1129 nt
Organism: Colletes gigas
Lineage: Eukaryota; Metazoa; Arthropoda; Insecta; Hymenoptera; Colletidae
Gene: Awh
Product: LIM/homeobox protein Awh-like
Exons: 6
Coding region: 131-1129 (332 amino acids)
Biological process (GO): regulation of transcription by RNA polymerase II; neuron differentiation
Cellular component (GO): nucleus
Molecular function (GO): RNA polymerase II transcription regulatory region sequence-specific DNA binding; DNA-binding transcription factor activity, RNA polymerase II-specific
Source: RefSeq, a predicted model, not a curated record